AUGCAUAUCCCAGACGCUGAGCUGGAGGCACAAAUUAGCAGCUCAUGUACUCAGGACCAGGCAGAUCAGAGAGAAAGAGAAGAAGCGGUUAGCCCUGCCACCACUGCUGUUCAUAUUCCUCAGCGAACAUACCACCAUCCUACCGUCGCCUCCGAGACUGAAUCCGCUUCAGUAGAAACCCGAGCAGGAUCUACUCGCCAUUCAUCUCCGCGUCCUUACUCCGCACCAGGCAUCUCGAGAAUCCAGUCGGCAUCACCCAGUGGACAUUCUCGAUCACCCCCGCGUGGAAGAAGUCGCGUUCGCGACUCAAGCCCUGGGCCUUCUUUGCCACUUCGCUCCUCAGUUGCCAGUAUUAUCCGGGGUGCUUGCAUUUGUGGACACUGUCGGGCGGCUAUACAUUCUCGCUCUACCAGUCCCUUUCGGGAUCACAGUGUUUUAAGUGACUGUACCGGCCCCCGUCGAAGCAUGCUCGGGAAUGCAGUCGAGAAUGUCCCAGAUGGUUUUGGAAACUUCUAUCAGGACCGAAGCCAAAAUAUCUCGUACGGUUAUUGUUGGUACACAGGUGUUUGA
Messenger RNA from Drepanopeziza brunnea f. sp. 'multigermtubi' MB_m1, 570 nucleotides. The record is from RefSeq and is a predicted model, not a curated record. Lineage: Eukaryota; Fungi; Ascomycota; Leotiomycetes; Helotiales; Drepanopezizaceae.